AUGUCACCACCUCUGGACACGACGGCACCUGCACCAAGAUUUGGGAAGAAGCCUUGGGAUGAGGCGAACAGUGCCUAUCCCACCCCCGCCGAAACUAAUAGUACUAUAUACCUGGCGCUGAAGUAAUUAUCCUGGUCGUUUGCUAAUUUUAAUGUGUUCAUUUCUAGAUCCCGCCCCCGCUGCCUUGACUGCUCGAAAGAGGGCACCGGUGACUUCUCGUGCGGAGCCCAUAUUGUUGGAUGUGGAUACUAUCGAUUUGACUGGUGAGGGCGAUCAAGACGGCCCGCCCUCCCGAGCCACUACAUCUGAACCCCCACGGGGUUCGGGAAGCUCUGGAAAAACAAGACACGAGUCCCGGCUUGAUGCUCGAGAUUCCUCUGCUCGUGCAAGAUCGAGCGCCGCCAGACCAAAGAGGCUUACGCCCCGGCUUAUGGGAGAUGACGUUCCAGAGGAGGAUUACGGCUCGCCCGGGAAUGAAGCUGAAUGGCUGCUUCACGAAGAAUCAUUGAGGGCGAAUGAGGUUGCUCAAACGCGCCGAAAAAAGAGGAAUAGUGAUGAGUUUCAGGGGGAUGCUGUGUCGUCUGGGGAAACCCUACCUACUCCUAUCGUUGCAAAGGUCCCCAAGGUUGGUCGAGAGAAUAGUGCCCGAGCUGGUAGCGUGCAGUCAUCUAGGGGUAGGAUUGAGGUUCCGGAUGGCCACUUAAGUACGGAGCAUCAUCCGCCAGUGCCCCAUCCAAUUUUUAACGACGAGCCACCACCUCCUUACUCGCCUGUUCGGUCUCAAUUACGGGAGUCACCCUAUCCGGAUCUCAACAGUCGGAACUCUCCUAUACCCCGUCAACGGUCCCCACUAAGACCUGUUGUUAAAUUCUCGGAAAGGCCCGUCGUUCCCAGGCUUGCAUCUCGUCUUGGGGCACCGGGUGCCUCUGCGCCCGCACAACUUGAGGUCACAGAGGAGCGGGAGGAAGAGGAGGAGGAAGUGAUCACACACAGCAAGAAGAGGACCGUGAGAAUUACUAGAAAGUGUGGAGCGGUGUCUGCAGCUGGAGGUCGUCGAGAUGGCCGACGGGUUAUUCCAGACUCGGACGAUGAGGAUGACUGUGAUGAAGGUGUGCCGAUACCUGGGAUUAUUGAGGUUGGUGAUGACAGCGUCACGGAGCUGGUGGAUCAUAGGGCGCUCGGUCCUCAAGAGAAAGAGGAGGAGCUGGAGGAGGAUGAUUAUGGAUUAGGUGAUGUGGACUUUGGCGAGGUUGUGGAUCAAAUGGACUCAAGCUUUAACUAUAGAGGGUCCGGUGUUGCCUCUAGUAACCACGAACCAAGGAGGUCACCCCGACGCCGGAAUGCUGUUAAGCAGCCUUCUCCUUUACAGAUAGAUUCUCCUACAAGGCUAAGGUCACCUAGCCCUCUUAAGAAGAGUAAACGACCUAAAUCUCCACUACCAUCAACUCCCCGUUCCGAAAAAAUAAAAAAGACGAAGAAAAGUACCGAUGGAGAUGACUUCGAGGGGUUCAGUCUAACCCGAUUAAAAAACAGGUUGGAGUCUCUCAAAGCUCAAGGGUUCGAUAAUGCGAACCGGAUGGUGGAAUUUUUUAAUCAAGGUGCAACUCCUCCCCAGGAUCUUAUCCAACAGAACUCUGCUGUACGGGAAAAGAUUGCGCUGUGCGAGGCCCGAAUCAGGGAAUUGGAGGCUAGUGAUACAGAAAUGUAUGAGAGCGCAUCUGUUCGGGAAUAUUCCUACGAAUCACCUUCCCCGUCUAGGAAGCGGACCACUCAUACUGGGGCCACGCUUGUGCCUGAAACGCCAACCCGAAAGCGGGGACAGAAGGUUCGGCUGGGGGAUGGUGAUUCCGGAGGGGGGUGCAUUGGUGGAUCUCAAAUCGUCCAGCAGACUCAGUUUGUUCCUGGAAGUCCAUCCCGAAGGCGGAAAUUGCAUGACCAACCUCGGGAUGUAUCGGGACCGGAGAAUUGGCAAGCACAAAAUCAUCCGCUAAAGAAGGGCCAAGGCUCUGAUCAAUUUGCUAUGAACAUCUCCUCUCUGCCGCCGCAAGCUAGACCUUGCAAUAUGCCUUCUAUGAGGCCUCCGGAAUCCCCUCCACCGAUGGAACCUCCUGAAGACUGGGAGGAAGAAUAUGGUGAGGCUCCAGCGCCGGCGAUACAGAGUGAUGAGGAUUAUGGUAGCGAUAUAGAUGCAGCCGAUUUCGGCAUCAUGAUAAGCGAUGAUGAGCCUGAGGUCGCAGCUGUCCCAGGGCCCAAGCUUCGACAGCCGUUGGCCAGCACGGCUGCUAACUCGCCGCCUAUGAAAAACAUAAAUCAGGUUCUGGGGAAGCCACAGCAGAUGAGGCAUGCCCAGGUAGCUCAAUUACAGGCAGGCGCGAGAAUGCACGUUCAGCGGUCUUUAACCGUGGAUAUGAGCGAUCCAGCAAUGAGGCAUGGAUGGUCUCGUGAUGUUGCCGAUGCUCUCAGACGACGUUUCAAUCUUAGGGGAUUCCGGAACAACCAACUCGAAGCUAUCAAUGCAACAUUGGCUGGCGACGACGUCUUCGUAAUUAUGCCAACUGGAGGAGGAAAAUCGCUCAUCUAUCAGCUUCCAGCUAUCGUAAGAUCUGGGAAGACACGCGGUGUUACCAUCGUGGUUUCUCCACUGCUAUCACUGAUGCAGGAUCAAGUUGACCAUCUCCAAAAGUUGAAUAUUAUGGCUUUCUUCAUCAACGGGGAAAUUAGCGAAGACCAACGUCGACUACUCUAUGACUCCUUGCAUGAUGAGGAUGUUGAAGAGAUGAUCCAGUUGCUCUAUAUAACUCCGGAAAUGAUUGCCAAGAGUGACAAAAUGCUCAAUACACUUCUUAGCUUACACAGAAGGGGAAAACUGGCCAGAAUUGUGGUUGAUGAAGCUCAUUGUGUUUCCCAAUGGGGGCAUGACUUUAGGCCUGAUUACAAGACCUUGGGUAACUUGAAGUCGAAGUAUCCCGGUGUUCCUUGGGUCGCCUUGACUGCAACGGCUACCGAAAAAGUGCGGAUGGAUGUUCAGUUGAACCUGGAUAUGCCACGAGCGAAGACUUUUACCCAGAGCUUCAAUCGGCCGAAUCUGAACUAUCAAGUUUCACCCAAGACGAAGAAUGUUCUGGACGACAUAGUCGAAAUCUGCCAACGACCCGAGUACCUCAAUAAAACCGGAAUCAUUUACUGUCUCUCGCGCCGAAACUGCGAACAAACCGCGCAGAAGCUUAGAACACGUGGUAUACGGGCCCAACACUUUCACGCGAAACUCCAAGCGGAUGAGAAGAUUCGAUUGCAGAAGGAUUGGCAGGCGAGGAGGUUCAAUGUUAUCGUUGCUACCAUUGCCUUCGGAAUGGGAAUUGAUAAGCCGGAUGUGAGGUUCGUCAUACAUCAUACGAUUCCUAAGAGUUUGGAGGGUUAUUAUCAGGAGACCGGGCGUGCUGGGAGAGAUGGUUUGCCCAGUGGGUGCUUCUUGUUCUAUGCCUAUCCGGAUACCUCAACCUUGUACCGGAUGAUCGAGGGCGGUGAAGGAAGUCGCGACCAGAAGCGUAGGCAGAUGGAAAUGUUGCAGAUGGUGGUGCAAUACUGUGAGAACAAGGCAGAAUGCAGAAGAGUGCAAGUCCUGCGAUACUUUGGUGAAAGGUUCCCUGAGCAGGAGUGCCGUAGCAGUUGCGAUAACUGUGCGUCUGGGAUAGAGUUCGAGACCCAGGACGUCAGUGAUUAUGCGAGGGCUGCUUUGGAAAUCGUGGGCCAGACAAGCGAAAAAACCAUGUUGUUUUGCAUGGACGCCUUCAGAGGUAGUGCCAAUAAGGCGCACAAGGAUGCAAAAAGCGAGAAGAUGCGAGGGUAUGGAUAUGGGAAGAGUUGGGUGAGGAGUGACUGUGAGAGGUUAUUUCAUCAUCUGGCUGGCGAGGGUGCAAUAAUUGAAGAACAUGUCAAGAAUGGUGCCGGAUUCUAUGUUAGCUAUGUCAAGGUAGGUUCGGUUUGGAUCUAAUGGUAGGUCUGUGAGGCUGACAUCUGUUUUCGCAGCUUGAUAAUCGUCGGGCCCAGCCAAUCUUGAAAGGCAAGAGGAUUGUGAGCAUGUGCUUCCCAAAAAGCGCGUUUGGGUCUGCCGACAAACUGAAAACAUCAGCCUCUGCCUCGUACUCGUCGACAACCGUAACGGGAUCGAUAUCCGAAUUGCAAAUGCAGUCUACCAAUGUUUCGUCGCCGCCACGAAAUGCUAGGGAAGCUCCUACUCGAAAGAGGGGGUUACGGGAGGCUAGUUCACUCAGUCGCCAUUUCAUAAAUGGGUAUGAAAAUGAUGGUUUUGUUGUCGAUGACGAUGAGGAUGACGAAUAUGGUCCUUUGCCUGACAUACCUGAUGACUUUGGGUUUAUGCCAGUAAGGGAUCGUGGGAGGUCUGGUGCUGCUACGAGAGGAUCCAAUAGGGUUGGAAGGCCAAUCAGAGAGGAUCCUGAACUUGCCGGGCUGUCGGAAUAUGAGAAGGAUGUCCUUAAUAGAUUCAUGGAAGAUGCUAGGAGAUUGCGGGCGAAGAUCAUGUGUCGCCAGGGCUGGGAGCGCGUUGAAUCCGUACUGGAGGAUAGGCAGAUGAGGACCAUUGGGAUAAGGCUUCCGACAGGCAUGUUUAUUUGUCCUAUAGUCAUAUUUCCCAUUGCUAAUUUGGGUAAUGUCUAGAUCGCAAGUCUCUUGAGGCCGCCGUCACCUUCCCUCCAGAGGGGAUGAAGCUUUUUGGAGGCGAUUUUCUUCAGCUCUCGAGGGGGUACGCGGAAGAGAAGCGCGAGAAUCUUGAAGGCGCAGAUCUCUCUCGAGUCGUACCGAGCGAUGGUGAAGAAACCUGUUCUGAUGAGUCCGACUACUCGGACGAUGGUGGGGAUUACGGCGAAGACGCAGGCGAAGCAUCAUCGUACUUCCCCCAAACGAGCCGAGGAGGAGCAGGAGCAGGAAGAGGAGGGGGCUCCGCAAGUGCCGCAAACUUUAGACCUCCCGGAAUGUCCGAGCUGCAAAUGAGUCUCAUGACACAAGGUAUCUAACCAACAUACAUGAUAAAUCUUGGGGAAUGCGGAACGCUAACUAAACAAUAGUCAAGAACAAACAAGUAGUCACUACUGCGUCCAGUAGCAAGUCAACAUACUCGUCAACCACACGUGUUCGAAAAGGCGGACGAGGCGGAUUCCGUAGCUCGAAGAGGUAUUCCGGUGGAAGGAAAAGUUUCAGCGGCGGCGGAGCAUCACAAGCUGGCACUCGGGGGUCGCGUGGCGCCGGCUCUCGGAGUACUAGAGGUGGUGGCAGUAACAAGUCUUCUAGGCCUACGAAGGCAAGCCGAGGCACUGGUACGGGUGGAGGCGGGAGCGGCUGCGGCGAGGCAAGUGGUGACGCGCUUAUUAGACCAAUGUUUUAG
Tuber aestivum (summer truffle) is the source of this 5398-nucleotide messenger RNA. Lineage: Eukaryota; Fungi; Ascomycota; Pezizomycetes; Pezizales; Tuberaceae. The record is from the annotation of a GenBank genome assembly.